AUGAUCCAAACCACGUUGAAGAAUUUUGUGGGUAUAUCGCCACCGGUUUUCCACGGUCGAGGCAUCUUCAAUUACAACUUUGGCCUAUUGCCGUACAGGAAACCAAUCAACACCGUUCUGGGAGCGCCGAUAAAAGUCACCAAGACCGAGCAUCCAACUCAAGAACAAAUUGACGAUUUACACAGGCAAUACGUGACGAAGCUACAGGAGUUGUUCGACACGCACAAAACCAAAUACGGAGUAUCCCCACAGACGCAACUUGUACUGCAAUAA
Cooperia oncophora is the source of this 273-nucleotide messenger RNA. NCBI's taxonomy places the organism in Eukaryota, Metazoa, Nematoda, Chromadorea, Rhabditida, Trichostrongylidae. The record is from the annotation of a GenBank genome assembly.